GACAAUUCGAGAGCAGAACUCUGGUGUAAAGGAUGGAGACCUCAACAGUGCUCUUGACUCAUGCGAGGAAGAGUUGAUUAUUGAGAACAAGCGCAGUCUCAAGGAAACCAUUCUAGCGAGAUUCAUUCGAUUCAACUCUUUACCGAAGAAAACUGAAAAGGUUGAGACCAAUAAGGAAGAUGAAGUCUUGUACGAGGACCAAGUCCCACCAGAUACGGAGAAUAAGGUUAAUCUUAGAAAGCGGAACUAACAGGAUACUCCCCAACAUGGACGACUCUUUGAACCUUAAAAGUGACAAAGUCUCCUUACCUGAUGAAGAGCGGUUGGAUUACCUCACCAAAAAGUCCAACAACCGGUCUAAUUUCGAUUUCAAGAAUAAUAAGUCCAAGACCGGCACAAAGGUGAUUAGAAAUGUGAGAAAUCAAGAAAUGUAUCGGAAGAAGCUAAUGAAGCGUAAAAAUGAAAUUAUCAAGGAGUCUAACAAGCACGAGAUCGUUUGGGUGUGCCUACAACUCUUCAUUGCCAUCUUCCAAGCGCUGAUUAACGUCUUUGCCUGCUUCCUGUUUAUUUUUGAAACAUAUAGUUCUAGUAACACUGUUGACAUAAUCGGGCUGACUAUCGGUAUCUACUUUACUAUUGAAAUGGCUAUUACUUUUUAUUAUCACAGCAAGCCAAAGUACCUAUAUUUUAGGAAGAAUGAGUUCUGGAUUGACUUCCUCACUGUUGUGCCAGAGUACCUUGGCUUACUCUCCUUUAUUGGCACCUUUAAUGUUGGAUUUUUAAGGAUUUUGAGAGUCUUCAAAAUCAUGAGAAUAGUCAAAUUUACAAAAACCUUCCAGAAAUUACAAGUUGGAAGAAGGAACAACGAAAUGAGACCUCUUGAAGAAGUCCUUCAGAGAAAAUUAAACAAAGAUCUGCUCGUUAUGGUCAUUACUAUGUUCGCAAUUCUGUUUAUCAGCACAGGUGUGAGUUUAUUCAUGCAAGAUUCGACCUCAAACUCCACUACUGAAGAGAUGAAAUUUGUGGAUGGGUUCUAUUUCAUGCUGACCACAGGUUAUGUCAUCGGGUAUGGUGACAUUCUCUUUGAAAAGGGUUCACUCAGGAUAAUCCUGGCACUCAUAAUCGUGGUAAUGCUUCUUAUCACAAGUAAUCAGAUUUCCAAAAUUGUUUCAUCUAUUCGUGAAUCGGAUAAAUAUGACAUAAAGUACAAUUUGAGGUCUCACACGAUAAUAUUUUCGAACAAAUUGGCUGAGAUAAGUUCGUUUAUUCUUCAUUACCUUGCUCACAACCCAGACGAGAAGAUCCUAAUCGUUGACGAUAUUUCAAUGGAAUCGAGAAUGAAAUAAGCUAACUGAAUUUGACUUUUUCGAGGGGAGGGUGUACUUCCUCUCCACUCGUACUGGUAUAAAUACUAAGAUUAUUACGAAAUCCUGUGCGAAAAAGGCAAAGAGAAUCUUUUUCAUUAGCAGUCCCUUCCUGCACAACCUUGAGGGCCAAGACAACCAGGCUAGCUUUGAAGAAGCUUAUUUGAGAAAUCGAGGCGUUAAGUGUGAGAUUUAUGUACAAUUAGUCGUACAGAACGAGCAGUUCUUGGUCAAUAUGAAUGCAAAGAAGCGGAUGAGGAUCGAGACCAUGGCAUCAGAGAAUGAGAGUGAUGAUUCUUCAGAGAAAGAUGCAAUGGAGACCUACCAUCCUGUGAAGAAGGAGAAUAAGGUUUCUCCUGAAAUUAUUCCAAUGACUAAGGCUUUAUGAUACAGUAAGUUCAAAUACAAGUUGUUCUCCAAAGCUACCUUCGAACCGGGGUACAUUCCACUUUUGGCAUGAUUCCUAGUGGAAAAUCCAGUGCCUGUUAUCAAGACUGAGGGGUCUUUUCACGAUAAUUUCUGUGAUGAAUAUUAUGCAUCUCUUUCAUACAACUUCUAUGUCUGAGAAAUCCCAUACGUUCUUGAAAACAUGGUCUUCGAGGAAGCUGUUAAAAGAAUUCAGCUGCUCGAACAACAUGAGCACUUCAGAAGCGAACAGAUCAAGUUCAGAAUGAUCGGACUUGUAGAGACCAAUGAAAUUACUCAUGCUGAAGAGUUUUUGUAUGCUCCAUUUGGAAGAAUCAUUAGGGACUCUGCGCUCGAUAUUGGCAAUGAUAACCUUGAGCAAGGCUAUUACCCGACUAAGGUCAGAGGCAUGUUCAUGGCUAAUAACCCGAAGAUACGGAAUUUGCUGAAGGAAAAAACCGAAGCUGACAAGAUGCUUCGAGAAAUGCAGAAGGCAAUUAAGAUGAACGAGCAUCUUACCGAACGGAUGUAUGGCUUCAGUAACUCUCAUAUUGAGAAAAGCCUUGGCUACAGUAACCUUGAGAAGAUCUUCGCAGCUGGUAGGAAAGAAGGCAGCGUAAGGAUUAAUUCUUCUAUCCAAAACUCAGCAAAAACAAGGAAAAAGAGUCAAUGGAAAGAUCAGCCAAAAGAUCUUGAGGAGGAAAGCAAGCUUAGCCUAGGUAGAGGUGAUAAUGAGGAUGUGAAGCAAAAGAUAUUACAUUGCAUAAUCCCGACUAUUUUCAAGAAGUUCUCAUGGCAACGCUCGUUAAAAGACAACGUUAUCUGGAGUGAGCAAGAUAUGGCUAAAAUAAAAUAAACACAUUGCUAUUUUGAACUAUGAGGAGGGCUUAGAAUACUAUGUUAAGUCAAUACGAGAAAUGACCGAGAUCCCAAUAGUUAUCUGUGAUCCCAGCAGCUCAUCUGAUGGGAUAAGGAAGUUGUAUAAGAAAUAUGACGGAAUCUUCCAGUUUAUUGGAAACCCUAAAGUCGUCAAUACCUUAUCAAUAGUGGUCCGCGAAGCUCAACAUGUUAUUAUCUGUUCACCUUCACAGCUGAGUUCUGAGAUGGUAGAUAUGGACGCUGUUGUGAUUGCAAACUAUAUUGAAGAAUGGUUCCCAAACGUACCUUACUGAGUGAAUCUUAAGAACGAACAGAGUGUAAAACUAGUUGAAAAUACAAUUUUCCAAAACAACAACCUUGAUCUAACAAACGUGUAUUCAACUUCUUUCAUGAAUGGAAAAGUAUUGAACUCCUACCUGCUUCUAAACAUCGGUAGUAUAAUGUGUAACAACCCCCAUUGCUUCAAGUUCAUCAGUGAUAUGAUUGAUAGCAGGCCUGAUUCGAACCAAUUAAUGACUUUACAAGUCAAAAACUCAAUUUUAGAAGGGCGGAAGUAUGGUGAGGUGUACAGCUCGCUUAUGAGUGAACACUCGCCUGUUAAAAUUCUGCCGAUAGGUAUACUGACAUUCUCAAGAUUCUUCAAGCUAGAUUUCCUGGGCAAUAUGCUUGAGGACCUUAAAAAUGACGAAUAUCAUCAAUCAAAAGGAUGGGAGAAUGAUCAACAAGAUUCCGAUUCACAAGAUCCUCAUGCUAAAGAGGCAGAGAAUAUCAAGAUUCCUCCUAUUUCAGUGGUCAUGCUUAAUCCAGCCCAGGAGUAUGUACUUCAUGCUGAUGACAUCCUGUACGGUUUCGGGACUAUCAAAAAAGAGGACAUCGCCGAGUUCUAUAAGUUGGAAGAGUUCAUCAAUGACGACACCUACGAAACCAUCGAAAUGAUCAGAGAACGAGAAAAGGAAAAAGCAGAAGUCAAUAGAGCUAAAUUUAUCAGGAAACACAACGUCAAGUUGAUCAUGGAGGUGCUGAGAGAUAGAGUCAAGAAUUACUCUGAAUAAGGAAAGUAAAAUGUUAUUAUCAAUGUGGUAUAUAGUUAAUG
This is a messenger RNA of Moneuplotes crassus, 3741 nucleotides long. Lineage: Eukaryota; Ciliophora; Spirotrichea; Euplotida; Euplotidae. The record is from the annotation of a GenBank genome assembly.